AAACUGCAUAAAAUCUUAAAGAUAGUGUUUACCGUGCAUUGCAGAAAAAACAUUUUUUAACUUUAUUUUGCUAAAAAUUUGAUACACAAAGUCUUUAAUAAUUAUAGCUUAGAAUUUUAAAGUUAAUUUUUAAAUAAUUGUCGAUUUUCUGGUUUGCAUCGUCAAGAAUUGAUUGCAACCAAUGAUGUUAUUCAUUUUGUUAUUGCUCGUUGGAUAUGGAUAUGGUGAAAAAUGUGUUGCACCUCCAACUUGUCAUUGUCCAACUGAUACUCAUAUAUAUUGUCGAAGCCAAGCUUCAGAAAUAUUACCCAUCAUGACUAAUUUUCAAGUUGAGGUCAUGCUUCUGACUUAUGAAAAUGUAGGAUUUAUACCAGAGUAUUAUUUCCAACAAUUUAGCAAGUUAAAAUCACUUAUCAUUACUUUUGGAAAAUUCGUGUAUUUACCGCGUCAUGCUUUAUCAGGACUUUCUAACUUGGAAGAGUUGUAUAUACAAAAUUCGCAACUUCAUCAUAUUCAUCCUUAUGCGUUUACUGAUUUAAAAAAAUUGAGAUAUCUACAUCUUGGAGGAAACAAACUUAGAAGCAUACCACGAGAAGCGUUUAAAAAUCUUUAUUCUUUAAAUAAAUUAUAUUUACAGAACAAUUUUCUUCACAGUCUCCACCUUGUGUUUCCCAAAAAAUUUCUUACUCAUCUCUUCUUAUCCAACAACAGAUUUCAAAAUAUGUCAAACAUUUAUUUUGAGGAUUUAACUGGUGUGGGUAACUUUGAUCUUUCCAAUAAUAUGAUAAAAGUGUUAUCAAACAAAAUGUUUAGAAAAAUUCGAAUCAGCAGUUUGGACAUUUCUUAUAAUAAAAUCAGGACGUUGGAAAAAGAAGCAUUUGAAGGAGCAGUUAGUUUAGGCACAUUAAAUAUGCGUCAAAACCGGAUUAAAAGUAUUGAACCAAUGACUUUUAAAUAUACACCGUUAAGUUCUUUGUAUUUGGACAAUAACAAACUCAAAAAUCUCGAAAGUUAUAGUUUUUACGGUUUGUAUAAUUUAAAAAGCCUAACAUUAAGUAACAACGAAAUCUCUGCUAUACAGAAAAAUGCAUUUAAAGGCGCAAGAGUAACUAAAGAACUAUCCCUCGAAAAAAAUUUCAUUAAAUUUAUUUACCCUGGUACAUUUUCAGGAAUGUGCAACAUGAAGACAUUUAAACUCUCGUGGAACAAUAUUGAAAAAAUAGAAAAUGGAACAUUUGAGGGAUGUACAAUACUUGAAAAUUUACAUUUGGAAAACAAUAACAUUUCAAAGAUUGAAAGAAAUGGCAUUGCACCGGCGAAGAGUUUAAAAAACAUUUAUCUACAGAACAAUAAACUUCAAAGUGUCGAACCGAAUACUUUUAAUUUACCUAAAGUUCUCAGUAUUCAUUUGGAGAACAACAAAAUUGAAAAGAUUUCCAGUACUGCGUUUAAAGACGCUUUUAACUUGAACGUUCUCUAUAUGCAAAAUAAUAUGAUCCCGAUUAUUUCAAGGAAUAUAUUUGAAAAUUCACAAAAACUAAAAUUCAUUUAUCUUCAACAAAAUCUAAUAUCCAGGUUGCCUUUAGAAAUUUUCCAAACUCUACAACUCUUAAGAAGUGUAGACCUUUCCAACAACCAAAUAACUAGAAUUGAUUUCCAAAUUUUUGGUCAGUGCAGUAAAAUUUUAGAAAUAGGAUUAAGCCAUAAUAAAAUAGAAAAGGUUGCAAAUUCCCUGCAUUCGGAAUUGCCACAUUUAAGAACCAUGAAGUUGCAAAACAAUAAAAUCAAAUAUUUUCCAAGUUUACUGUCCUUUCCAUCCUUAUCACAUCUGGAUUUGCAUAUGAAUACAAUUGCUGAACUACCAUCAAAUGUUUUUCUUCAACUACCAAAAGUAAUUUACGUCGAUUUAAGCAGUAACAAGAUACAAGCAUUGCCCUUCCAAGCAUUUUAUGGUGCAAAGAUGCUGAAGACAUUGUACUUACAUGACAACAACAUUUCCGAAGUAGGUAGCACAGUUUUUCCACAACUUCCAAAUGUGACAGAAAUAAACUUUAGCAGCAAUAUGAUCAAGGUAUUCGCAAGCGGCUUUUUGCAAAAGUUUAAGAAUCUUCAAAAGUUGAAUAUUGGAAAUAAUAGAAUUUCCAAUAUUCCCUCCGAAAUGUUUAAUGGCUUACAUCGUCUGGAAAUGUUAGAUGUCAGUAACAAUGAAAUAAGGGAUAUUGACAAGAACUCAUUUAGUGAUUUGAAACUAUUAAAACACCUGUAUCUCAGCAACAACCAUAUUUACAAUUUGUCGGCUGAUCACUUCAAAUAUAAUGAGUAUUUAGAAUCCAUGAAACUGGAUAGAAACAUGCUCACACAAAUAUAUAGAGAAACGUUCGGUCAGUUAAGAAACCUAAUGAGCUUGGAUCUCAGUGGAAACAAGUUAAAAAAUUUGAUUAAAAUGUCACUUACUGGCUUGACAAAGUUGAAAACGUUUGAUUUGAGUCAAAACAUGCUUAAUGGACUUCCAAUCGGAUUAUUUGACAGCGCCAAAUACGUGACGAAGUUACAUCUAAACCAUAAUCAACUCGUAAGUUUACCGUUCUCCAUUAAAAUGUUAAAGGAUUUGGAAUAUCUGGAUUUAAGUCAUAACUCAUUGCGUGUACUAGAAUCUGGUGUAUUAAACGGAUUGUCUGGCUUAAGAUAUCUUAAUUUAGCAAGUAACAUUAUUGAAAUGUUACCAGAAAAUUUAGUGAAUAAAAAUUCCUCUUUAUAUGAUUUAAAUCUUAGUGGCAACAGAAUAACUGAAAUCAAAAAGUUUACAGGAAUAAAAGUAUUAUUAAAGCUCAAUCUAAAACACAAUCGAAUCAUAAAGAUACACCCUCAUGUUUUUAAAGAAAUAGUUAGGUUUGAUUCGUUGGAUGUAUCCAAUAAUGAAUUAAAAGAAUUUAUAAAUGUCAUGGCUUCAAAUUCGAACUUAAAAAAUUUAAAUUUGGCAAACAACAAAAUCGAGAAUGUUGAUUCUAUAGGAUUAAAGUAUUUGCACAACUUGCGUGAAGUGUCGAUCCGAGGAAAUAAUAUUACCCAUAUUCCAAAAAAUUCUUUUGGCAAAUCUCUGAGAAUCAUUAAUUUAUCUGAAAAUCGGGUUACGAAUAUCGAGAAAAGAGCUUUUGAAGAAACAGUCACAAUUAAGGAGUUGUUAUUGGCUAAUAAUUCCAUCCAAUCAAUGGAUCCUGACAUAGCAGACUAUCUUCAGAGUGUUCAGAAAAUUGACAUUCGAUUUAAUCACUUAAGUUGUAAUUGCAAAUUCGCUGAAUUUGUAAAAAAAUGCCCAACAGGAAGUGUCAUACUCAGUAGAUGUGUCAGUUCUAUUUCGACCAAUGGCUCAUACAACUUUAUUUUUGAUGAAAACUAUGGUAAUGCUACAUCAAACGGAUGUGCUAAGUUGAACCCCUUCGAUUCUAAAAUGGAAAAUGUGUGCAAAAAUGGUGGUAGACGUGUGUUUGUAAAUGGAAGAUAUUCCUGUGUGUGUACUGCCAACUUCAGCGGAAAGAAUUGUGAAAAGAAAGAAAAUGCGAAUCAAAUAUACAACAAAGACACGAAUGAAAAGAGCAAUAAAUGGAUAAUAAUUGGAUCAGCUUUAGCUUUGGGUUUUAUCUUGUUGCUUCUUAUUGUUGUUGUGAUUAUUAAAAUAUGUAGAAAUUCUGCACCAGCCAAGGACAAACAAGUAGCACAACUUUCCAAAAGCAACGAGUACAGCACUGAUUAUGGUAAAGAAAUGGAAGCUCGUACAAAAGACUGCGUUGGUACAGAUAUUGAAGGAAGAGAGUGCAUAGAGACAGAAAUGUAUCUGGAAUCAGAGUACAAAGAGCUCGAGCCAAAAGACGAAGAUGACAAUGCAAAUGAAGCGAUGGAAUCUUCCCAUAGGAACAAUGAAGGAUAUGAUAAUUCGAAUGAAGUCAAACCAUCCUAAACAUGAGAAAAAAACACAGUUAUUUAAUCUGCACGCUUUUUGUAUGUGAGUCAUUUUAUGAGAACACUGCUCUUAGAUUUUAAGAAGACAUGAGAACAAAAUAAAAACUUUACAAAGUCUGGGUUACAAAUCCUUUAUAAAAAAAGAAUCAUAAUUUUGAAGAAAAAUAAGAACAAUCUAGGAUUUAAAUAUCCUUAUGAUUCUCUCUCAUCUACCAUAACUGCAUCAGCAUGUGACGCGUGGCCAUGUGGUUAACCCAUGCCAUGUGAGGGAAACUGAGUAAGUAAUGCCGGUGUAUACUUAAUGUAUGCAUUACGAACACAGGAUCCACAUUGACAACUAAAGUGUCUAUAUCCUGUGAAAGUAUUUGGAAUAAUAUUAAGAAUAACAACGCAAUAUUUUCAGACAUGAAUGAACACAUUUUAGAGUAAAAAAAUUAUAAAUAAGAUCAAAACCAGGAAAAUUUCUGAAGUUGGUUUCUUACGAAUAUAUAACACAUAAGAACAAUAUAAGAACAUACAACGAUGAUAUAGGCUUAAAAAAUAGGAAAAAACUGUUGCUUAUAAAAAAGCGUGUAAUUUUAUUUCAUAAAGUAGUGCAGAUGGAGGAGACACAUUAUUUGAGUAAGUACCAUGUCAUAUGUUGAAAGUAUGCACUAGGUCAAUUACAUUUGUUUGUGUUUUGUUUUAUUAUUAUAAUCAAAAAAUGUAUUUUUUUAUAAACUUCGUAUUUUUUUUAUUUGUUUAAAUUUUGGCAUUUAAAAUAAUUUUUACUCACAGUGACACAAGAAUCAUAGUGUAUGAUGAAUUGACAGCUUAACAUAUCAAAACAGAAACAUCAAGGAAAACAACAAGUAGAAAUCUCUCUUUUUUAACUAAUUUUGUAUGGUGCUCUCGUAUAAUGGUUUUAUAUAAUAGCGUGUAGAUUAAAUAAGAUAUUAUGUUAAUCAAAAACUUUUUUGUUAAUCAAAAACUUUUUUAUUACUUCGAAUUUUUUUUUGUUUGAUUUUCGCAGUAAUUUUUGCUCACAGUGGUACAAAAAUCUUAGUGCAUGAUGAAUUGACAGCUUAACAUAUCAAAACAGAAACAUCAAGGCAAACGACAACUAAAAAUCAUUCCUAUUUAAUUAAUUUUUUAUGGUAUAUAAUUGUAUUUAAUCGUAUUUAACAAAUUUCGUUUGGCAUAUAAUCGUAUUUAAUUGUACUUACUUAAUCUUGUUAUUGUUAAUUCAUUUCUUUGUGAAUGUUGCUUUUUAGGUAGAGCAUUUCUUUUAAAUUUACAAUAUAACUUUUAUUAUAAGUCAACUAACUUGUAUUAAGUGCCCUGGACAUUAUGAAGUUACGUAAACCCUAUCAAAAUCUGAUCUUUGUAUCUUAAUGUUCAUAUAAAUAAAAAUGACGUCAUAUCAUAUUGUUGUUUCUGCUCUAUUAUAUUCAUUUAUAUCUCUGAUUUCUGACAGUCACCUUGACUACCAGCAAACUCUUUCAUCCACACGUUACCGACUUGUCUAUUUUACAUUUUCAGAUAUUAAUGUCAGAUCAUUUCAUUAAUUCUGGAUGGUUGAAGCAUGGUUAAAGCUGAUUUUUUAUAUCAAAACCAACGAAUAUGCGCUUGAAACAUUGCGACACUAUUCUAGAACAAUUAAAAAAUAAAUUUUUGUGAACAUUAUUUAAAAUUACCUGCGAAAAUUAUUUGUUGAUAUGUCUAUUUUUUAAAUCAGAAAACUAUUUUAAGAUAAGCCGUGUUACAUUAUAAUUUUCAUUACUAUCGUUUUCAUUCCGUCCACUGCAAAUUCUAAUAUGAAGUUAAAGGGGAGUGUCUACUCACUGUGGGAGUGAGUGGAGUGAUGUUUACUACAAUCAAUUUCAUAAUAGUUUUGUAAAAAUCACUCUCCCCCCCACUCUUCCGUUUUUCCAAUAAUUUAUGAACAUGAUUGUAGAGGUU
Molecule: messenger RNA, 5898 nt
Organism: Hydractinia symbiolongicarpus
Lineage: Eukaryota; Metazoa; Cnidaria; Hydrozoa; Anthoathecata; Hydractiniidae
Product: protein artichoke-like
Exons: 4
Coding region: 182-3955 (1257 amino acids)
Cellular component (GO): plasma membrane
Molecular function (GO): protein binding
Source: RefSeq, a predicted model, not a curated record